Mauremys mutica (yellowpond turtle) is the source of this 3146-nucleotide messenger RNA. RefSeq names its product zinc finger protein RFP-like. Gene Ontology annotation, molecular function: zinc ion binding; protein binding. Lineage: Eukaryota; Metazoa; Chordata; Testudines; Geoemydidae. The transcript is spliced from 8 exons. Bases 1370 to 2872 code for a protein of 500 amino acids. The record is from RefSeq and is a predicted model, not a curated record.
GGAUGGGGGAGAGGUUCUGGGGGGUGGUCACGGGAUGGGGAAUGGGGGGGGUUGGGUAGGGGGAGAAGGCAGAGGCGGGGCUGCAGGGAGCCUCAGAUUCUCAUGAGGGCCCCUGUGGGGCCCAGGCCAAAUUACCCCACUUGCCCCCUCGGGUGGCCCUGGAGCUCACAGCCCCCCUUACCUUGCAAGCAGCUGCUCAAAGCAGCAGGUCUGGGGAGCUGAGCUGCCGGCAGCUCAGCACGCUGCAGCUCUGGUGGAGCGGGGGGAAGUGGGGGAUGGGCCAGGGAAGGUCCCAGCUCAGCUGGGAGCUCAGGUGGGGGACAGGAUGGUCCCACGGGCCGGAUGUGGCCCACAGACCAGAGUUGUUUGCCCAGCCACCGGGCACUUUAACAGCUGGUUCUCCACCCACAUCUAAUUUUAGCAACUGGCUCUUGCAAACCAGUGCGAACCGGCUCCAGCUCACCGCUGGUUGUCACCCUCUCGCUCUGAUCCAGGGCCUGUUUAAUUAUUUAGCCAGAGUGGAGCAGCGUGAUCAGAAGAGAUUGUGGGAUCCUCACAUCAGAAUAUCCCAGACCCCCGUGGUUAGGGCAGUCACCCGAGCAGUGGAGAUCACUGUUCAAAACCUUCCUCCCCAUCAGGCAGAGCAGGGAGUAGAACCUGAAUCUCCCAUGUGCCAGGCGAGUGCCCUAACUCCUGAGCUCAAAGUCAUAAAGGAGCCUCUCCCAGCACCUCCCCUGGAUAUUGUCAGGGACCCCAUCCAGAAGGGGUGCUCAGCGCACUCCUACAGGAUUGGGCCUCACCAACAAGAGAGGCUUCCCCCUGCCUGCCUUCUGGUUUGAGGCUCCUUCUGGGACUUACACAUGAGGUAGGUGUGUGGACGCUUAGGGUGAGGCAGCAGCGCUCAAACUCAGGAACAGAGAAAUUUAGGAACCCUGGGAAAUUUUAUCAUAGAAAUGUUGGUGUUGAGUGAGUUCGGGUGUCUGCAGAGUUAGGGGCUGCCAGGCAGAGGUUUUCCGCAUUUCAGUGGAGCGGGAAGAGGUGGGGAAGGGGUGGAGUGCGGGCAGAGCAGGGGUCAAGCACCCCCAGGGAAAUUAGAAAGACAUCGCCUCUGGGCAUUGUUACUGGAGAGGAGUCUGGGGAUUCUCAUGGGCACAGUCAGCUGCAAGUGACAUGGGCUGAGGGAUCCAUCUCUCCAGCCUCCCCAUCACAGCUGCUGGAGAUCACUUCUAUUGGCCAAAAAUAACUGCAUGUCACAUGUAUCUAACUAAUGCCUGCAAUUCCCAGGCAAUCAGUUCACCAGUACAAACCUCAGCAUCAGUGAGAUCCUCUGCCUGAGCCCAUCCACGAGAACUGACAGCAUCUGGACGCCAUGAAACUGCAAGGCUGGUUAGAAGCAAAUUUACAACCAUAUGCCAUGGCUGCUGCAAAUCCAGCAAAAACUCUCCAGGAUGAACUGACCUGUUCCAUCUGUCUGGAGUAUUUUAAAGAUCCGGUGUCUCUAGACUGUGAUCACAAUUUCUGCAGAGCCUGCAUCACCCAGUUCUGGGAGGGAUUGGCUACCAAUGUCUCCUGCCCUCAGUGCAGAGUGACUUUUUCCCAGAGGAACCUCCGGCUGAACAGGCAGCUCAGGAAUAUUGUGGAAGCAGCCAGAGAACUCAGGUUGCCAUCAGGGAGGGAACCAGAACCAGAGAGACUGUGUGAGAAACACAAGGAGCCUCUAAAACUGUUCUGCAAAAAGGACGAAAUCCCCAUCUGCCUGGUGUGUGACAGAUCCAAGGAGCACAGAGAUCACACUGUCAUUCCUGCAGAGGAAGCUGCCAAAGAAUUCAAGGAAAAGAUUCAAGCCCAUUUGAAGAUGCUGAGGGAAGAGAGAGAAAAGCUGCUGGGAUUGAAAAUGAGAGAAGAGAAGAGAAGCCUGGAAUAUCUGAAACAAACACAAACCGAGAGGCAGAAGAUCAUGUCUGAAUUUCAGCAACUGCGGCAGUUCCUGGAUGAACAAGAGCGACUCCUGCUGGCCCAGCUGGAGAAGCUGGACAAGGAGAUUGUGAAGAUACAGAAUGAAAGUGUCAGUGAAGUAUCUGAGGAAACUUCCCAUCUCAGUAACGUGAUCAGUGAGAUGGAGGGGAAGUGUCAGAAGCCAGUGACUGAAUUGUUGCAGGAUGUCAGAAGCACUUGGAGCAGGUGUGAGAAGGGGAAGUUCCAGCAGUCAGAUGAGAUUUCUCCUAAGUUAGACUUAAGACUCAGUGAUUUCUCCCAGAAAACUGUUGCUCUAAUGGAGACUCUCAGGAAGUUCAAAGACACUCUGCCAUCUGCACUAGAGACAAAAAGAGGAGAAUCCCUAGGAACAUUCAGACAGGCGCAUGUGACUCUGGAUCCAGACACGGCUCAUCCCCAACUUGUCCUGUCUGAGGAUCGGAAAAGUGUGAGACGGAGGGACACACAGCAGAAUCUACCCAACAACCCUGAGAGAUUUGACUGUUGGGCCUGUGUGCUGGGCUGUGAGGGAUUCACCUCGGGGAGACAUUGCUGGGAGGUGGAGGUGAUGGAUGGGGGAGGCUGGGCUGUGGGGGUGGCCAGAGAGUCUGUGGGGAGGAAGGGACGGAUCAGCCAUAGCCCUGAGGUGGGGAUCUGGGCUGUGGAGCUAUGGGAGGGUCAGCUCCGGGCUCUCACCUCCCCUGUGACCCCCCUGCCCCUGAGCCGGGCCCCCAGCAGCAUCCGGGUUUGUCUGGACUGUGACCAGGGGCAAGUGACAUUUAUUGAUGCUGGUGACGAGGUCCCGAUCUUCACUUUCCCGCUGGGCUCCAUCCCUGGGAAGAGAAUCCACCCCUGGCUCUGGGUGUGGCUGGGAUCCCAGCUCACACUGUGUCCCUGAGCGGGGGCGGGGAGGAAUAUCUCAUUGGGGAACCAGACAUCAACCUUUCUAACCUCACACAACCCAGUCUCUAUGACCUUGGAGGACUCCUGUUUACCCAGCUCCUGGCUCCUCAUCUCUAUGACCUGUGGAAGCCCCUCCUCUUUCUUGCAGUCUCAAAGAUGGGAGGGGGAAGAAUCCCUGGGGCUGCAGAAGGGCCCUGAAGGGCUGAUGUGGGGGCUGGGCAGGGGGCAGGACUAACAGCCAGGCUGGGACAGGUGCAGGUGGGGGUGCA